GGUCGUCCAGAUCAAUAUGCCUACAACUCCCCUUUCUAUGACGCUUGGGGUGAAGCGUAUUCCACCGCAGGACGUAGUAACACAAGACGUCUUCCGGCACUGGCCUACUACAACGAAGACCCGUACAGACGGACACCAGCUUCCUUGUUCAUUCCGUCCAAUGCCUCUACAGAUAGUUACGACGAAGUCUGGGAAAGAUCUAAGAAGGGGAAGACGAAAAGGCGCUCUUGUAGCGGAAGAAUGGUUGUCCUGAUAUUUUUUGUGGCCCUGGUACUCAUAGGUGUGACAGCUGCUGCAAUUGUGUUUGCAACUCAAAGUGAUAUCCCAUAUACAGGAUCGGUGUCCCCCCUCACCUUGACCGGGGAAAUCACCUUGACCAAUGUGGUCUUUACUGCGGCACACAACGACCCCUCAUCGACCACCUACAGAGCGCUGGCCACCCAGAUUUGUAACGGGGUUGCAGAAAUUUACAAGGCCAGUGUGAUGGCGAACAUAUAUAGGAGUUGUACUGUGGACAGAUUUAGGGCGGGCAGUGUGACAGCAGAGUUAACCGUAGGGUUUGAUUCCACAAAGAUUCGGAAUCCUGGAAUUAGUAAAACCCAGGCUGCAACUAUUCUACACAAAGCUUUUGUCUACGAUAACUUCGCUUUCUCUGGACUCCAGAUAGACAAGGGGAAAUUGAAAUUUGAAGUCCCUCCGGAAACAACUACAACAUCUACUGCCACCCCAACUCCAACCACAACUACCACCACAACAACAACCACAACUACCACCACAGCAACUACAGCAACAACGCCUACUACAAGUACUGCAGCUACUACGACAUCCGCGCCAACCACAGCAACUACACCUACUACAACUACUACACCCACUACAAGUACUACAGGUACUACAUCCACGAAUCAACCACCAACACUGAGUACCACAGUAGACACCACGUCAAGUGCCGUUAGUACUGCAGAACCUACAACUGCAGAAUCUGCAACAACUGAUGUGACAACAACUGAGCUUCCACUUACCACAGAGGCACCUGAGCCAGAACAAG
Messenger RNA from Lingula anatina, 1045 nucleotides. RefSeq lists its product as uncharacterized. NCBI's taxonomy places the organism in Eukaryota, Metazoa, Brachiopoda, Lingulata, Lingulida, Lingulidae. Gene Ontology annotation, molecular function: calcium ion binding. The record is from RefSeq and is a predicted model, not a curated record.